AAAACAAUUCGUUGUUGAAAAUAUGCAGUUACUAGAGCGGGGUUAGUUAGCGAUCGAAAAGGCGAUAUAUCUAGUUAUACGGACUUAAAGGUUUUAUUAAACAGUUUUAAAUGCGGCUAGCUUAAGCGUAAACAUUCUCUCUCGGACUUUUUGUUUUCAACAAGAAGAAACGAUGGACAUUAACUCUUAUUUUCAGGCCUUUGAGGUGAGUGUGCAGAGCUACACUGGAGAUGACCCUCUGGAUCCUUGGGAUAAGUUUGUGCAGUUUCUCGAUAGCAAGCUGUCCCUGGAAGAGACCAAGGGUUUAUCUGUGGUGCUGGAGCGUCUCGUGCAGACCUUCCUUCAAGAUGAGCGAUACCACAACGACUCGCGAUACGUCACUCACUGCGUCAGAUGUGCCAAUUUCUACAGCGAUCCCAUCGAGGUGUACAGCUAUCUGCACGGCCGGGGCGUAGGGACGCAGACGGCGGUGCUGUAUGUAGACUGGGCCCAUCAGUUUGAGAAGAAAGGCCAGCUGUCCCAGGCUGAGAUGGUGUACCAGAGAGCUCUGGAGAACAAGGCUCACCCACAGGACAGUGUGGUGCAGCAGUACAGGCUCUUCCAGGACCGGAUGAAUGCUCAGACAGCAGCAUCAGAUCAUGUGCGGCAGCCUCUCCAGAACUCACAGCUGGUGAAUCAGAACCCCAGACAGAGAGAAGCUGUUCAAGCACAGUGCAAGGAUCCGGAAGCGCCCUCUCCUGCUCCUAGAAUGGUGCGAAUAAUCUCGCGCUCGGAGAAUAACCCGGUCCGGACGGGCGGCAGUAACGGCGUGGAGUGUGUGUCCAUGUACUGUGUGAAUGAGCUGCAGUGUGAGGGAUCGGAGCUGUCAUUUGAGGAGCUCAGAGCCAGACGCUACUUUGCUAAAUGUAAACAACAGGAAGAACAGCGGCGACUGGCUGAGGAGCAGCGCAGGCUUUGGGAGGAGGAAGAGGAGGUGAGGAAGAUGAAGCAACUCUUGGAUGAUCUGGAGAAGAAAGCGAUUCUACAGCCAGCAGAGCAGGGAAAUCCAGCAACAGCUUCUUUUAUGGGAGCAGCGGUUGUAGCCCCUGAGCCAGCGUGGUCCUCCAGACCGCAAACAGGACUGAAGCUCCAGAUGGAGCACUCUGUAGGGGGCGCUGGGACACGGGAUAAUAGUGUGGCUGAAACGAGCCAUCCAGCUCCGUUACCCAGUGCAGCCUGCGGUACCCGACUCGAGAGUGUGCUAGGACAGACACAUCACAGCACAUCCCUGGUCCAGAGCAGCAGCUGCGCUGUCCCCGACAACAGACAGCCUGACGCGUGUGAUCAGGGUGGUGCGGAUGUGAACGCAGACACGUCAUGUGGCGUGUUCAAUCACUCUCACGUCACUCCAAACACAUCUCUGAGUUUCGCUCACGCCACACCAUCCCGUGCUCUUCCUUCCCCCACUGUCAACACGCGUGAGGCUUUGGGUGUGAUCAUGGACAUGUUUCAGGCGCCCACCCUCCUCCAGGAGUCCAUGUUCAACAACACCGUUCAGCCGGAGGACAGUUUUGAGAAGAGCUGCAGAAUCAGUAGCGCCCCCUCAUGUGGUCAAGCUCCCAGCACGACUCCAUUCAUGAUUUACCAGGACAGAAAUGAGCAGGAGAACGGAGGUUUUGGUCAGGACAGAAGCAAACCUCCAGUGACCCGAGCGCUGAUGGAGAUCCCCGUGUCCAAAGCCAAUGACGCUCCGGUCAGCGCAGAGUCUGUGACCGAUGAGAGCACCUUGUGGGCAGCACGUAAUGUCUCGGUAGGCCCGUGUCCCAACCACACCCGUGACUUCGCCCUGUCCGCUCAUCUGGUGUCCACACCGCGCCACCCUCAUGCGCCGCACUCAUGGGACAUGGAGCAGGGCCAAGAGGAAAAUGCAGAGGUCAGAGCUGUCAGCAGUUCAGAGGAAAACCCAUACACGCGACAGCCCACGAAACUCAGUCCGAUCAUGGAGCAGAGUCCGUUGGAGGAGAAGCCGUCAGAGCUGGCGGAGUGCAGCAUGCGCGCUCAGGGCACUAUCGUCGGGGAAGGGGUGUCGUUAGCUGGUGUCGUUUCCCUGGCCCAACAAAGCCAAACCUCCUGCAGCAGCAGCAGACAUCCGCUGGCCGCCCUGUCCUUCCCCGACCACACGGCCCUGAGGACGCACGAGGAGUCCAUGAGGAGCAGCACCAGACCGAGCUGGAGCAUUUAUCAGAGCCCAGAGAAAGAGCCCACACUGCCCGCUCCAGCGCAUCAAGAAACGGUUGAUGUUCUCCUGCCGAAGAGGUCCUUUCACAGGCGCAAGUCUGGGAAAAAGCCAUUGGAGGAGAACCAGGAUGUCCUCAUGAGUCCGACAGCCGACCCGGGAGCGAACUGGUUCCAGAUGAACAGCUCGACACACGCGGUAGAACCAGAUCUCAAUGUCAUGAAGAGUCCUCCUGUCGUCUCUGGCGUCACCCAGCCCGCCUGGACCAUCUACCAGAGCCCUGAGAAAGCUCCUGAAACAGACUUCCUGUGGGUGACGAUCUCAGAGCCGGCGGCGGAGCAGGAUUUAGGCGUGCUCUCGGGGCUGGAGGAAGUAGAUGUUCUGCUUCCCAAAAAAUCGUUCCAGCGCCGCAAAUCGGGGACAAAAGCGCUGCAGGCGUUGCAUGAAUCUCUCCUAAUGAGUCCAAAGCAAGCCCCUAAACCGGCUCAGGAGGAGCCCAUGAGUCCAGACCCGGCUCCAGCUCACCAGGACUGGUUUUGCGCUGACAGCCCCAAGCGGCUGACCGAACCGGAUUUGGAUGUGAUGGCCAGCCCACCGCAGAGCUCCAGGACACUGAACGCUCCCAUGAGCCCCAUGGACACAUCCAGAGCAGUUUGUGCUCAGCCGCUGUCAGACCCCUGGGAUGAGGAGCUGCUCGUGUCUCUGCUCUCCAGCCUGCAGCCUCCUCUCUCCUCCCACCCCAACCUCACCGUCUGGAGCUGCCGCCUGCCCACCAUCACGCCCAAAAUGACCGUCCAGAUCGCUGGAGAGUCUCUGCGAGUGGACUUUGUUCUGGGACAAGGAGCGUUUGCCACGGUGUACCAGGCCACCAACCUCAUGAGCUCACAGAAACUCUUCCUGAAGGUGCAGAAGCCAGCGAACCCAUGGGAGUUUUACAUCGACAGCCAGCUGAACGCCCGUCUGCAGCCCGGUGUGCGGCACCUCUUCAACACCAUAUACUCCGGCCACCUCUUCACCAACGGCAGCGUCCUGAUCGGAGAGCUGCACAACUGUGGCACGCUACUGAGCGCUAUAAACCUUUACAAGAGCCGCAGUGAGAAGGUGAUGCCGCAGCCUCUGGUGCUGUACUUCACCGUCUGCAUCCUGCACAUGGUCGAGCAGCUGCAUCAGGCCAAAAUUAUACAUGCCGACAUUAAGCCCGACAACUUCCUUUUGGGAGAGAGGUUUCUGGAGAAUGACUGCUUUGAGCAGGAUCAUCUGGAGCACGGCCUGGCUCUGAUUGAUCUUGGGCAGAGCAUCGAUAUGACGCUCUUCCCAGAAGACACUGCUUUCACUGCCAAAUGCAUGACGUCAGGCUUCCAGUGUGUGGAGAUGCUGAGCGGCCGACCCUGGACCUACCAGACUGAUUAUUUCGGCAUUGCGGGGACGGUCUACUGUAUGAUGUUUGGGACGUACAUGCAGGUUAAACAGGAAGGUGGCAUUUGGAGAACAAAUGGAGUUUUCAAAAGGAACGUUCACGCUGAUCUCUGGCAAGAUUUCUUCCACACGCUGCUGAACGUGCCGGACUGCAGCUCUUUGCCGUGUCUGAGAAGUCUACGCCUGCGACUCGACGCCGUCCUGCAGGAGAAUUACAGCAGCAAACUGCGCAGUCUGAAAAACAGACUGGUGGUGCAGAUCCUGGAGGCGCGCUCCUCACGCAGAUGAUUCUCCUGCUAGCUUUGGUUUGAACGCAGAGGCUUCAUUUGACUGCAUUCAAACAUUGUCACUUUUCUGUAGGUGAGAUGCUGUGUGUGCAGUAUGAUACAGACUGCUUUGUGUUUUUCAUUUUCUACUUUUAAAGAUUUUAAAUUGUAAAAAAAAGAAAAGUCAAUGAAGCCUUUUGUAGAUUUCAAUAAAUCUUGGUU
Messenger RNA from Labeo rohita (rohu), 4119 nucleotides. RefSeq names its product BUB1 mitotic checkpoint serine/threonine kinase (gene bub1). The transcript is spliced from 25 exons. The record is from RefSeq and is a predicted model, not a curated record. The coding region runs from base 173 to 3919 and encodes 1248 amino acids. NCBI's taxonomy places the organism in Eukaryota, Metazoa, Chordata, Actinopteri, Cypriniformes, Cyprinidae. Gene Ontology annotation, molecular function: protein kinase activity; ATP binding. Gene Ontology annotation, biological process: meiotic sister chromatid cohesion, centromeric; mitotic spindle assembly checkpoint signaling; protein phosphorylation.